UGACAGGACAGAGUGUGUGUUACCAUGAUGAUUGAUUUGGAUCUAGCAUUCAUUUAGUGUAGUGCGUCGUCAGCUUCAUUUAUGGCGACAGAUGUGCAUGUGACCAGAAGAUACAAUGACUAAGUUAUUUGAGACGCAACACAAUUGCAGAUGCCAAAGUCAUACUACGAAUUGCUGGAUAUAAGCCGGGAUGCAACUGCCGCUGAAAUCCAUCGAGCAUACAAAAAGAAGGCUUUACAGCACCAUCCCGACAAGAAUCCAGGCCAGGUUGCGGAAGCAACUGAACUCUUCAAAGCCAUAGGAGAAGCAUAUCUUUGUCUUCGUGACCCUGCCAAGCGAGCUGCCUAUGAUUACGACUUGGACAACAAGUCCACUUGGAGUACAUCGUGGUCCAGUCCACAAGAGUCUGACGAUGGAUUUACCUUUACCAUGGCCAAGGACCUGUUCCGUGAGACGUUUGGAGACGAGUUCACCAAUCGAUUGGAGAGAGUUGCUUCGGAGACGUCUGCAGCCGUCGCACAGCAUGUGACACCCCACAUCCACGCUGCCAUGGAGGCUUUGGGAGGUGUCUCUGAACGAUGCUCUCAAUCGGAGCCCGUCCGAAGCGCCGUGAGUGCUGGCUUGAAUUCUCUAGCAAAUGAGGCAGAGGCAGAAGAGAUGCGCCUGGAACGCGAAGUCUCUGCAAGGCACCGCGAGCUGCUUGCAGUCGAGAAGGAGCAGAAGGAGCAGGAAGCAGUGCGAAAGGUAGAAAGCAAGCGCUUGGCAGAUUUGGAGGUUGAGAGCAGCAGAGGUGCAGUGUCAGGGACCCUCUUGGCACUUUCAGUGUUGGCGGGCGUGGCCCUUCGUGGCUGGCUGCGACAUACGCACACUGCCUAUUGGGCCGUUGCCUGGGUACCUUACCCCUUGCUGAGCGCACUACCCAUGGCUUUGGCUGCGACUUUGGUAUCAUUCACCCGAUGCUCCCGACUCUGGAUGUUGCUCCUCAUCGCUGGAAGCCUCGUGGAGGUGACGCAGGUGCUCCAGGUGUCUUGGUUUCUGCUGAUCUUGCUGGCAGUUCUCAUAGUGCGGUGCGUGUACCAAUGGUGGCGAAUGCUUCAGAUGUGGCAAAAGCAUCAAAGCUGGAGACAUCAGGAUGAACGCGAUGCUGUACACUUGGCAGCUGAAUGGCGUAGAGCAAACCAUGCCUACAAAGGUGCUCAGCGGAUGUUGGAAGAGGCAAAGUGCAAAGCAGACAAAGCCAGGGCUGAGGUGGAAUCUGUGCAGAGGGAUGGUGCAUCCCUGGCAUAUGCUGCAAGAGCUGGGAUUCAUUUCAUUGGCAAGCUGAUGCGACGUUCCAACGAAAGAGCUUUAGAAUGAGCUUUGUGGGCUCGGCCUUCCGGCAUCUUCCUUUUAGCAAGCUCUUAGUACCACCUACAUUUUCAGGUGGUUUGAUGAAUUGGUGUAGUGCAAUCAAGUCAAGUUGCAAGUUGCAAGGCAUAUCCCAUAUUCAAAAAUGAACAUGGAAGUUACCUGGGAUCCUUGCCAGCCCUUGCUCCCAAGGAGUCCCGAGGAGGACAUGUACAUAGAUCAAGCAGAUCAAUCAGAGGAUUCAACUCUGGACCGUGUUGAAAAGCAAAGUGCUCGUAGAGGCCAACUGAGCUUUGUGAGUAAGAUAUUGGGCUAGAUCCUUGAUGUGAGCUCGCGGAAAAGUGCUUGGCUCACAAGAUACCGCUUGAGGUGUUGGCAAGCUUCUGAAGCACU
This is a messenger RNA of Durusdinium trenchii, 1740 nucleotides long. Lineage: Eukaryota; Dinophyceae; Suessiales; Symbiodiniaceae. The record is from the annotation of a GenBank genome assembly.